This is a messenger RNA of Gadus chalcogrammus (walleye pollock), 9034 nucleotides long. It is a transcript of the gene nbeal1, whose product is annotated as neurobeachin-like 1. The coding region runs from base 494 to 8938 and encodes 2814 amino acids. The transcript is spliced from 55 exons. The record is from RefSeq and is a predicted model, not a curated record. Gene Ontology annotation, biological process: intracellular protein localization. Lineage: Eukaryota; Metazoa; Chordata; Actinopteri; Gadiformes; Gadidae. Gene Ontology annotation, cellular component: membrane; cytosol. Gene Ontology annotation, molecular function: protein kinase binding.
UUGAAACAAAACCGGAAAACCUUGUUGGUGACGUUCCGUGGAUUCCUACAUUGUUGCAAGAAGUAUCGCGACGUCAACGUGACAGUUGUUAUUUCCUCGCGUCCAGCCCGGAGGCACACAAGCCGAGCCUGUCCGGAGGAGUAGCCCCACUGACGUGGAAGACCUCCAGCCUGGUCCCGCGGGAGCGAAGAGAACACCCGCUGUGGAGACGUGGGUCAGACCGCCGGCUCCUCCAGGACAAACAUGGAAUAAUCUUUUCGGAGUUUUUUAAAUUUUUUGAUCUCGCCCUGUAUACAAGCUCACAGUCGUCCGGAGAUUUCGUUCCUUGUUUUUAAAAUAACGCUUUCCAUUUAGUUUGGGGGAAGGAUUGACCGAUGUCCAUUAUAUUGUUGUGAGCUGUGACGCCCCAGAGGGGCAUCGGAAGGUGUGCGUUGGAGUACAACAUGGAGAACCGGGAGCAGUGAGCUCUGUGUUUGGACCAACGGGCUCCACCAUGGCGUCCGAAGAGCGGCUGUACGAGGUGUGGAUGCUCUACUGCAACAAGCGGGACCCUGACUAUCUCAAGCUGUGGCUGGAGAUCUUCAUCGGCUCCUACGAGCGAUGUCUGGACGUGGACUUCGAGAAGCCGCCUUCCAGGCCGGACGAGGUGCCUCCGGUGCUGUCCCUGCUCCCGGACAACAUCCUGCAGGUGCUGCGGCACCAGCUGCUGCAGUGCGUCCAGAAGGCCUCGGAAGGCCUGGAGCCCCAGCAGCUGGCCCUGGCCCUGCUGCUGCUCAAGUUCCUCAUCGUGGUCUGCAGAAACCUGUCAAACGUGGAGGAGAUCGGCACCUGCUCUUACAUCAACCAUGUGAUCAACAUGACCACGCUGUACAUCCAGCAGCUGAAAAGCAAGACCAAGGAGAAGGAGAUGGCCGACCAGACGCAGGCCGAGGAGUUUGUCCGUCACGCGCUGGCCUUCUGCGAGAGCCUCUACGACCCCUACCGCAACUGGAGGCACCGGGCGUGCGGGGAGCGGGUGGGCACUGCAGAGAGAAGCAGACAGAAGUUCAAAGCCGCUCCCCUCACAGUGGAGUUCGUCCCCUUCUUCUACCAGUGCUUCCAGGAGAGUGAGCACCUGAAGGACAGUCUGAAAUGCUGCCUGCUCCACCUGUUUGGAGCCAUUGUGGCCGGCGAGCAGAGGAACGCCCUUCUGGCCAUCUCCCCGGCCACCAUGGAGGUGCUGAUGGCCGUGCUGGCCGACAGCGCCACCGGUAGCCACGGCGACCCGGACGGCGACCCGGACUGGGACGGGGAGGCGCCAGGCCGCCGCGCCCUGCUGACGCUGGGCUGUCUGCGCGAGGUGGUCCACCGGCUGCUGGCCUCCAGCUCGGACCAGCGGCCCGUGGAGAUCGCCUCGGUGCUCGACCUCUACUUCAAGCUGCUCAACUCGGACCCGGCCGCCGCGGCGACGCAGCAUCAGCACCAGCAUCAGGGGCCGGGGCCGGGGCCGGGGCCCAACCAGACGCAGGCCAAGGCCCGGCCCGCGCCGCUCGGCCGCCACUGGGAGAAGCGCUUUGUGGCGCUGCAAGUGCACAUGCUAGACACCAUCAGGGACAUGUUCCUGUGCUCGGACAGGCCAGUGCUUCAGGCCAUCUUCCUCAACAGCAACUGCUUCGAGCACCUCACGCGGCUACUGCAGAACAGCAAGCUGAUUAACGCCAGGUGCGCUGAAGCAGACAAGGACCAGAAAGAUAUAGCCAACAACAGGUUACUGACAGGAACGCGAGAGGACAGUGAGCCUCAGGUGUUCCAGGGCCGACUGGAUUCGCUGGCCGUGGCGACCAUCAAAGCCCUGACCACCGUGAUGCACAAGUCUCCGGCUGCCAAGGAAGUGUUCAAGGAGCGGAUCGGCUACAACCACCUGUACGAGGUGCUGGUGUCCCUGGGCCAGCCGUCCCGGCACCUCCUGAAGGAGCUCAUGAACAUGGCGGUGGAGGGCGAGCACAGCUCGGUGGGCCUGCUGGGCAUCAGCAACGUGGAGCCCCUGCUGCUGCUGGCCCAGUGGCUGCCGGAGCUGGACUCCCCCGAGCUGCAGCUCUUCACGGCCGACUGGCUGCGCCGCCUCUGCUGCCUCGACCGCCGGACGCGCGCCGUGUGCGUCAACGCCGCCAUGCCGCUGCGCCUGCUCGCCACGCUGGAGCGGCCCGGGCGGCUGCACCCCGCCUCCGCCGAGAGCCUCCUGGCGCUGCUGGGAGCGCUGGGCGCGCAGUCGCUGGGCGCCGCCGAGCUGCGCGCCUUCCUGCGGCUGCUGCGGGCCCCGGAGGCGGGCGGCGGCGGCGGCGGCGGCGGGGGCGGGGCCCACCCCUACGUGGGCGCCGGGCUGCGGGCGCUGCUGGCCAUGGUGCGGCGGCCCGGGCUGGAGUGCGCCAUGCAGUACUUUGACCUGUCGCCCGGCAUGGCGGGCGUGGUGGUGCCCACGGUGGCGCGCUGGCCCGGCGCGGCCUUCAGCUUCCUGGCGUGGCUGUCGCUGGACCAGGAGCAGCUGGACACGCCGGGGAAGGGCGACAAGAGGAAGCAGCUGUACAGCUUCUUCACCCCGGGCGGGACGGGCUUCGAGGCCUUCAUCAGCUGGGCCGGGCUCCUGGUGGUGGCAGUGUGCACCAAGAAGGAGUACGCCACGGUCAUGCUGCCCGACUACUGCUUCUGCGACUCCCUCUGGCACAGCGUGGGCGUGGUCCACGUCCCGGGGAAGAGGCCCUUCGGCCAGAGCCUGGUCUACAUCUACGUGGACGGGCAGCAGAAGCUGUCGGCCCCCCUCAAGUACCCCGUCAUGACCGAGCCCUUCACCUCCUGCUGCAUCGGCUCGGCGGGCCACCGCACCACCACGCCCCCGCCCUCCCAGAUCCCCGACCCGCCCUUCCUGACCCCCACCACCCCCUCGGGGCGGACCUCCCUGGGGGGCAUCCUGUCGUCGGCGGGCGGGGCCUGGGGCGGGCUGCUGGGCGGCGGCGGCGGCGGCGGCGGCGGCGGCGGCGGCGGCGGCGGCGGCUCGGUCACCAAGCUGAUCUCGGCGGGCACCCAGGACAGCGAGUGGGGCAGCCCCACCUCGCUGCAGGGCCAGCUGGGCGGGGUGAUGGUGUUCCACGAGGCCCUGCAGCCCGCGCACGUCAAGGCCGUGUGCAGCGCCGGUCCCAACUGCAUCUCCCCCUUCAAAACUCAGGAGGCGGAGCUUGGCGACCUGUCGACCAAACUGCUGCUUCACUAUUCGCCCAAGGCGUGUAGGAACCCCAUCUGUCUGGAUCUGUCCCCCAACCUGCUCCACGGACGCCUGACCGGCAACAAGGUGGUGAACUGGGACAUCAAGGACAUGAUCAACUGCGUGGGGGGCGUCCACGUGCUCUUCCCCAUCCUGGAGCAGCUGGCCCUGGUGGCCCCCGAGCAGCCCAGCGGAGAGGCCCCCCCGGGGCCCGAGCACAUCAGCCCGGACGUGACCCCGCCGGGCGACGGCGACUGGGUCAUCCUGCCCACCAACCGGGCCUCGGAGGCCCGUCUGGAGAAGAACCUGGUGGCGUCCUUCCUGCUGGUGCUGAAGCACUUCCUGCAGAGGCACCCCAUCAACCAGGAGAGCCUGUUGCACGCCCACGGGGUGGCCUCGCUGGGCACGCUGCUGCAGAAGUUGCCGGCGGGCAGCGUGGACGUGAGCGUGCUGGUGGCGGUGCAGCUGCUGGUGGAGCAGGUGACCUACGAGAAGAACCCGGCGCUGCUGCAACAGCUCCACACCCACCUGCUCUUCAACUGCAGCACCUGGAGCCAGGGGGACUUCCCCUCCCGCAUCGGUCACAUCCAGUACAUGUCCACCAUCGUCAAGGACAACAGGAAGCAGUUCCGCAAAAGAUUCGGCGUCCAGUUCCUGCUGGACACCAUCAGAAUGUUCUACGGGAGGAGCUCUUGCCGGGAGAGCGACAUGAGCGAGGAGGACGUGGGCACGGUGCGCGUCUCUCUCUGCGGCCUGCUCAAGUACUACAUCAGCAAGGGCAUGUCCCAGGACGAGAUGCACAGCAUUCUGGGAUACAUCGCCGCCAUCGGGGACGAGGAACAGCUGUGCUCCCUGCUGGAGCUGCUGAUCGGUCUGCUCCAGACCAGCCCGGCCCGGGACCAGCUGGUGCUGCUGCUGUUCGAGGCCGGGGCGGCCGACUCCUGCUACGCCCUGCUGCUCAACACCAAGUACUCGGACCGCCUCCGGGAGCUGGUCUUCAAGCUGUUUGAGCGCAUGCUGCGCUGCGACCGCGUGUACGAGCGCAGCAAGCAGCGUCUGCGUCUGCGCGAGGCGGGCUACUCCGGCCUCUCGCUGCUCUUCCCCGACGCACACCUCAACCCCAGCUUGGUGCGCUGCCUGCUCACCCAGGUGCUCCACACAGAUAAUGUGGUGAACUAUAAGGACCUGAUGGCUCUGCUGCAGCUGACCCACCGGGCCAAACCCAGUGUACGACUCAUCGUGUGCAAGAGGGUGCACCAGCUGCUGCAGACGCAGCCCGACGCGGCGCAGCAGAUCGCCCGGCAGCAGUGCUGGCAGGACACCCUGAUGAGGCUCUUCCUGCGGUCGGGCGGCGGCGGCGGCGGCGGAGGACCCGACGCCAUCAGCAACUGCAGCCUGGACCUGGGCCGGUCGGGCGGGGGGGCCGCGCGCCUCGACCUGCCCCUGGAGCGGAGGGGCCGCGCGGGGAGCCGGGACCGCCACGGCGGCGGCGGCGAGGAGGACCGGCUGAGCAUGGGCGACGGGCGCUCGCUGGACAGCCUGGAGAACGGCGGCGGCGACGCGGUCUCGCUUCUGGACACGCCCUCCUCGGCCGCCGCCACGCCCCGGCCCUCCUGGGGCACGUCGGGGGGCCGGGGCCCCGGGGGCCUCACCCUGGACCUGUCCCACGUCCAGGGCUACGAGGGCGGGGAGAGCGGCGGCAGCACGCCGUCGCCCCUGGACGGCGCCGCCAGGGCCUUCCCGGCGCCGGGGGCCGGCGGGGAGCGGGACGCCACGCCGUCGCUCGGCGACGACAGCUUCCUGUUCAGCGACACCGCCUCGCUGGGGGAGUCCUUCAACGGCACGGAGCGCGUGGACGAGGAGCUGUGCGGCAUGCUGCUGGACACGGUGCUGUGGGUGAUGUGGCGCGGCGUGGAGGGCUCGGACGAGGGGGCGUGGCUGGAGCGCGGCCAGGUGUUCUCCGCCCUCACCAAGCUGGGCACGGCCAAUGAGCUGCUGAUGCCCGUCGACCACAUCAAGCUCCGCCUGAUGGAGCGCAUGCUGGAGUGGGCGGUGGCGGACAACCGGGAGGCGGCGGCGGCGGCGCUGCCGCAGCACACGGAGAACGCGGUGCGCCUGCUGCACGCCGUGCAGGACUUCCUGCAGGCGGAGGGCCUGGUGAGCCCCGCGCUGUGGAGCGACAAGGUGCUGGAGGAGACGCUCACGCUCAUGGACUGCCUGAUGGUGUGGUACGCCUCGGGCGACCAGUGGCUCCGGCUGUCCCAGGUCGGGCUGCGGCUGCUGCUGGGCUUCAUGGCCCAGGAGGACCCCCAGGUGUGUGCGAUGGCCACGGCCAAGCUCAACGGCAUCCUGCAGACCAAGGUGGUGGCGAGCCAGGACGAGGCCUGCUACCUGCUGGGCAAGGUGGAGGGGAUCCUACGGCGGGCGCUCUACUCGCAGGGCGGCGACGACGCCGACGCCAUCGUGACGGACACCUACUCCUUCCUGGUGCCGCUGAUGCGCACGCUGCUGUCCAAGGUCCACCGGCUGCUCUACAUGGAGCUGCACCUGCCCCAGCUGCCCGACACCAGCGGUGGGCCCACCUUCUUCGAGGACUUCCAGGCGUACUGCCGCUCGCCCGAGUGGCGCGUCUACCUCGACAAAUACAUCAUCCCGUACAUGAAGCAGUACGAGAUCGAGACCUUCAGCCAGGGCCACGAGACCAUGGCGCUGUACUGGAAGGAGUGCCACGAGGCCUACAUGGUCAGCCUCCACCGGCGGGAACGGGAGCGUGGCGAGAGCAAGAUGCGCUUCCAGGAGCAGUUUGUGGAGCCCUUCUCGCGCCGCAGCCGCCAGGAGAACCUGCGCUACAACAGCAUGCUGAAGCAGCAGCACAGCCAGACGGCCGCCGCCCUCCGCCAGUGGAAGGCGGCCCGGCGGGGGCACGUCUGUGAGAGAGGCCCCUGGGCCGACAGGCAACAGGACGAGAUGCACUGGCGGGUGUCCAGCGCCGAGAACUACUCGCGGAUGAGGCUGAAGCUGGUCCGCAACUACAACUACGACCCGCACCGCGAGGCCAGCGCGCUGCGCGACAACCUGGGCGUGCAGCAGCAGCGGGUGAACGCUGAGUCGCUGCUGCUGGAGGCGGUGAAGCAGGUGAAGGUGAGCGACCUGGAGGACGACAUCCUGGACCUGCCCGAGGAGGACCCCGCCGCCGCCGCCGCCGCCGCCGCCGGCAACAGCCAGCAGGCCGAGGCGGAGGAGGCGGGCCAGAAGGAGAAGCUGGUCCUGGGGGAGGACUGUGAGCUGGUGACGGUGGUGGACGUGGUGCCCGGGCGCCUGGAGCUCACCACGCAGCACAUCUACUUCUACGACGGCAGCCAGGACAAAGAGGAGGGCGUGGGUUAUGACUUCAAGUGGCCGCUGUCGCUGAUCCGCGAGGUCCACCUGCGGAGGUACAACCUGCGCCGCUCGGCUCUGGAGAUCUUCCUCAUCGACCAGACCACCUACUUCCUCAACUUCAAGAAGGAGGCGCGGAACAAGGUGUACAGCCGCAUGAUGCUGCUGCGCUCGCUGGGCGUGCACGCCACCCGAUCCCCCCAGGAGCUGCUCAAGGCCUCUGGGCUCACGCAGAAGUGGGUGAACCGGGAGAUCUCCAACUUUGACUACCUGAUCCAGCUCAACACCAUCGCAGGCCGCACCUACAACAACCUGGCCCAGUACCCGGUGUUCCCCUGGAUCCUGUCGGACUACACCUCUGAGGAGCUGGUCCUUGAGGACCCCCGUGUGUACCGGGACCUGUCCAAACCCGUGGCGGUGCUCAACGAACGCAACGCCAAGGCCGUCCGGGAGAAGUACGAGAGCUUCGAGGACCCCACGGGCACCAUCGACCGCUUCCACUACGGCACCCACUACUCCAACGCGGCGGGGGUCAUGCACUACCUGAUCCGCGUGGAGCCCUUCACCUCCCUGCACAUCCAGCUGCAGAGUGGCCGGUUCGACUGCGCCGACCGCCAGUUCCACUCCAUCCCGGCCACGUGGCAGGCCCUGAUGGACAACCCCAACGACGUCAAGGAGCUCAUCCCAGAGUUCUUCUACUUCCCAGAGUUCCUGGAGAACAAGAACGCCUAUGAUCUGGGUCGGCUGCAGAUCUCCAAGGAGAGGGUGGACCACGUGCUGCUGCCCAAGUGGGCCAAGUCUCCGGAGGACUUCAUCUACAAGCACCGCAAGGCGCUGGAGUCAGAGCACGUGUCGGCCCACCUGCACGAGUGGAUCGACCUCAUCUUCGGCCACAAGCAGCGGGGGCCCGCGGCCGUGGAGGCCCUCAACGUCUUCUACUACUGCACCUACGAGGGGGCGGUCGACCUUGACGCCAUCACGGACGAGAAGGAGCGAAAGGCGGUGGAGGGGAUGAUCAGCAACUUUGGACAGACCCCCUGUCAGCUGCUGAAGGAACCCCACCCUGUGCGUCUCUCUCUGGAGGAGGCGGAGCGCAGGACGUCCCGCCUGGACAGCUGUCCUCUGACCGUCUUCAAACACCUGACUGAACUCAAGUCCUUCUUCAUAGAGGGAAUCAGUGACAACGUGCCACUGAUCAAGGCGGUCGUACCAAAGAACCAAUCACAUUCCUUCAUGACCCAGGGAAGCCCCGACAUCAUGGUGACGGUGAGUCAGAACUGUCUGCUGGGCACCCACGGGUGGCUGCCCUACGACAAGAACAUCUCCAACUACUUCACCUUCAUCAAGGACCCCACCGUGGCGCAUCCCAAGACCCAGCGCGUGCUGGCGGGCCCCUUGGCCCCGGGCGUGGAGCUGGCGGCAGGCCUGUUCGUGGUGUCCCACGACGGCCGGCUGCUGUUUAGCGGUGGCCACUGGGACAACAGCCUGAGGGUCACCUCCCUGCUCAAGGGCAAGACCGUGGGGCAGCACAUCCGACACAUGGACAUUGUGACGUGUCUGGCGACUGACCACUGUGGCAUCCAUCUGAUCUCCGGUUCCCGGGACACCACCUGCAUGGUGUGGCAGGUCCUGCAGCAGGGCGGCGCUCCAGUGGGGCUGUGCCCCAAGCCGGUGCAGGUGCUGUACGGACACACGGACGAGGUGCUCAGCGUCAGCAUCAGCACGGAGCUGGACAUGGCCGUGUCGGGCUCCAGGGACGGCACGGUGAUCAUCCACACGGUGCGGCGGGGCCAGUACAUGCGCUGCCUGCGGCCGCCCUGCGACAGCUCCCUGCCCCUCUCCAUCCUGCAUCUGGCCGUGUCCUGGGAGGGACACCUGCUGGUGCACACCUGUCUGGAGGGCAAGGCCUCCCUCAAGGACAAGAACGCGCUGCACCUGUACUCGGUCAACGGGAAGCACCUGGCCAGCGAGCCCCUCCAGGAGCAGGUGACGGACAUGAGCGUGUCCCAGGAGUACGUGGUGUUGGGCAGCGAGCAGGGAUACCUGUCCAUCAGGGACCUGUACAGCCUGUCUCUGUGCGCGGCGCCCCUCGCCAUGCGCGUGCCGGUGCGCUGCGUCUCGGUCACCAAGGAGCAGAGCCACGUGCUGGUGGGGCUGAACGACGGCAAGCUGAUCGUGGUGGGAGUGGGCAAGCCGGCCGAGAUGCGACCGGGCCAGCUGAUUGGUCGAAAGCUGUGGGGCUCCAGCAGCCGCCGGCUCACCCAGAUCUCGGCCGGCGAGACCGAGUACCACCAGGGUGGAGGGGGCGACCAGCACGGGGACUGAGCUCUCCCCCCCCCCCCACCACCACCACCACCACCACCACCUUGCAACCAUACGCUCUGUCUACACCCACGCACACAGCCACAGCCUGUCAUCAAC